Molecule: messenger RNA, 1538 nt
Organism: Acanthochromis polyacanthus (spiny chromis)
Lineage: Eukaryota; Metazoa; Chordata; Actinopteri; Pomacentridae
Product: integrator complex subunit 8-like
Exons: 11
Coding region: 23-1249 (408 amino acids)
Biological process (GO): snRNA 3'-end processing
Cellular component (GO): integrator complex
Source: RefSeq, a predicted model, not a curated record
GUGACCUGAACGCAGCAUAAACAUGCGCAGACAUGGCGUUUCGUGCGUCUCCUUGGCGACGGAGUGGAACCGGAAUGAUGGAGGAGCGAUGGAGAGGCGCAGAAUGAAUUAUGGAAGGAUGAGUGCUGAAGCAGCCGACCGGGUGGCUGCUGUGACCAGCGGUCGGCCCAGUACGCCUCUGCAGACGUCCUGGUUUGAGUUCCUCCUGGACGGCAGCCUGCUGGAGAAACACCUGCAGAAAUCAAAUGCAGACCCGACUCCGGUGCAGCUGAUCGUCCAGUUCCUGGAGCAGGCGUCCAAACCGUCGGUGAACGAGCAGAAUCAGGUUCAGCCUCCAGCAGACAACCGCAGGAACCGAACCCUGAAGCUGCUGGCGCUGAAGGUCGCCGCACACAUAAAGUGGGACCUGGAUUCACUGGAGAAAGGACUGACCAUCCCAGUGUUGAACAUGCUGCUGAAUGAGCUGCUGUGUGUCAGCAAAGUGCCUCCAGGUGUGAAACAUGUGGAUCUGGAUCUGUCCACUCUGCCUCCGACCACCGCCAUGGCAGUGAUCAUCUACAACCGCUGGGCCAUCAGAACCAUCGUGCUGAGCAGCUUUCCAGAGAAACAAACCAAACCAGGACCUCAUCAGAUAAACAUGUUAAAUAUCGUGCAGCAGGAGAAAGAAAUGACAGAAAACAUCCUGACUGUGCUGAAGGAGCAGGCGACCGACUCCAUCACCGUCCUGGAAGGAGCUCUGCAGCUGAAGAAGGACUUCUACGUCCACACUCUGAGGACUCUGGACCUGCUGGCCGCUGACGCUGCCGCUAACGGAGAAACCGAAUCCUCCACAGCCGGGCUUCGAAUCAGCGCCGAUGACCUGCACUGUCAGGUGCAUUAUGAUCUGGGAGGUAUUUUCUUCCAACAAGGCUGCACCGACCAGCCAACCUAUGAGAAGGCCAGAGAUCACUUCAGACAGACCAAGGAGCUCUUGAAGAAGCUGGACUCGACCGUCCACGUCCACCUGGACGAGAAGCGUCUGGCCGGUUACUGGAACGCCUGCAGAGCUCUGACCGGAGACUGUGACCCCUGCGACCCCCAGACGACCCCCUACGACCAGAUCAACAGCCUGAUCCGAGCCCACAACCACCAGGCCGUCAUGGAAGCCUUCAUCAAAGACAACGUGUCCCGCAGUUUACCGAACCACUUCAGACGCUCGGUUCUCAGAGAGUUCUUGUACAAAGUCCAGCAGGGCCUUCAGGUCAUCUAAAUUCAUGUAUCCCUGCUUUUCUCCCUAAAGCACCACAGUUAUUAAAACAUCACGCAACACUGGUUCAUAUAGCUCAACAACAAAAUAUAAAAACAUUUUCUUUACCAUGUUCACACCGGUUUUCUCUCUCAAUAGCAUUAUCCAUCAUGUCAUAUCUAUGUACAUACCCAUAUGUACAUUUAUCAAGCCUCAUCUGUAGAUGUGAAAGGUGUCCAUAGUCUUUAGUUUAUCUUCAUUUGUUGGCUUUAUUGUAACUUAUCUUGACUUGACUCAUCUUGACUUAACUUAU